Molecule: messenger RNA, 1992 nt
Organism: Phacochoerus africanus (Common warthog)
Lineage: Eukaryota; Metazoa; Chordata; Mammalia; Artiodactyla; Suidae
Product: hydroxymethylglutaryl-CoA synthase, mitochondrial-like
Biological process (GO): acetyl-CoA metabolic process
Cellular component (GO): mitochondrion
Molecular function (GO): hydroxymethylglutaryl-CoA synthase activity
Source: RefSeq, a predicted model, not a curated record
AUGCAGGAAAGCUUCCUUCAUGCCGUCUCUUCCUGCUCCCAGCAGCCCACCAAAGGUGUCCUCACCUAUUCGGUCCACCCCCUGCUGCCCCUGCAGCCCCCUCCAAUUCUCCAUCAGCAGAAGCUCCAAGAAAGAUCCGCCUCUUUGAGCUCCAGUGGGAUUUUUGCCAACAUCCCUCUCGUGGCCUUUCUCACGUUUUCUACAGUCCCUGCCGUCCCCGUGGCCAAAGCGGAUGCUUGGCCAAAGGAUGUGGGCAUCCUUGCCCUGGAGGUCUAUUUCCCAGCCCAAUAUGUGGACCAAGCAGACCUGGAGAAGUUUGACAAUGUGGAGGCAGGGAAGUACACAGUGGGCUUGGGCCAGACCCACAUGGGCUUCUGCUCCGUCCAGGAGGACAUCAACUCCCUGUGCCUGACGGUGGUGCAGCGGCUGAUGGAACGCACGCAGCUCCCAUGGGACUCUGUGGGCUGGCUGGAAGUGGGCACUGAGACCAUCAUUGACAAGUCCAAGUCUGUCAAAACCGUGCUCAUGGAGCUCUUCCAGGACUCAGGCAACACUGACAUCGAGGGCAUAGGUACCACCAAUGCCUGCUACGGGGGCACAGCCUCCCUCUUCAACGCUGCCAACUGGGUGGAGUCCAGCGCCUGGGAUGGUCGCUAUGCGGUAGUGGUCUGUGGAGACAUCGCCGUCUACCCCAGGGGAAACACCCGCCCCACGGGCGGGGCUGGAGCCGUGGCCAUGCUGGUUGGCCUGAGGCCCUCUGUUCCCGUUGUGGUUCAGCGGAAACGAAUCUAACUAGCAUCUGUGAGGACACGCGAUGAACAAACCUCUACGUUUUUGCCGGCGGUAGGAGCUCGUUCUCUGGGAGGCCUCAGCACAGGUGGAUCUUGCAGAGUAGGUCCAAGCGGCUCACGCCACAUGCUUGCUUUUACGCUUCCUCCUCCAGCUGGCAUCGAGCGACAUUUCACUCUCGACGAUUUACAGUUUAUGAUCUUCCACACACCCUUCUGCAAGUUGGUCCAGAAAUCCUUGGCUCGCCUGAUGUUCAAUGACUUCCUGUUGGCCGACAGCGACACCCAGUCCAGCCUCUACAAGGGGCUGGAGGCCUUCAGGGGACAAAAGCUGGAAGACACCUACGCAAAUAAAGACAUAGAAAAGGCAUUUCAAAAGGCCUCUCUGGACUUGUUCAACAAGAAAACCAAGUCCUCCCUCUACCUCUCCCUGCACAACGGGAAUAUGUACACCUCAUCCAUGUAUGGAUGCCUGGCCUCACUUCUGUCCCAGUGCUCUGCCCAAGACUUGGCUGGUUCCAGGAUUGGUGCCUUCUCUUAUGGCUCUGGCUUGGCAGCAAGUUUCUAUUCAUUUCGAGUGUCCCAGGAUGCUUCUCCGGGCUCCCCCCUGGAGCAGCUGGUAUCCAGUGUGUCAGACCUGCCAGAACGUCUCGCCUCCCGGAAGCGUGUGUCUCCUGAGGAGUUCACGGAAAUAAUGAACCAAAGAGAACAAUACUACCACAAGGUGAAUUUCACACCACCUGGUGACCCAAACAGCCUUUUCCCAGGCACCUGGUACCUGGAGCGAGUGGAUGAGCUGUAUCGCCGGAAGUAUGCCCGGCAUCUGGUCUAAAGAUACUUGGAGAGGUUCCUGGGGAACGUGUGCUGCACAACUUCUGCCCUCCAUCGAUCAUAUACAGCCCCCCACUUAACUGGUAAAUAAAUUGGAUUGGACACAGCAGCCCCCAUAUGCGCUGGUCCUGUAGAGGGAGGGGCCGUCCUCCGGAGUCCUUGGUGCCUUUCCCUGCCGCAGUCACUGUCAUGGGCUUGUGCUGCUGGAGGAGCUCUCUGUGAAAGAAAGAGAGGGAGGGAUGCAGGGAAGCUCAGCCUGGAAUCACAGGCCGGAGAAGAGGCAGAUCCAUUGUCUCCUUCCAGGACCAGAUAACUUGCUUCUCAGCUGUUAUCGCUUUGUGGUUGUUAUUAUUAUUACAUCUCUGUGCUGUUA